GCCAUGGCCCAGCCCGCCAGGCCCCCCGCCGGCUACCCCAGCCAGAACGGUGCUGGCCAGCAGCCCUACAGCAACGGUCCUGUUCAAAAUCAGCUGAUGCAUCCAUCAGAUGGCCAGGGAUAUAGCCCUUCAGUUCCAGGAUCGUAUUCGCAUCAGACGCCAGCGAAGGUUCCUCCCCAUCAGUCUUCUAGACAGUACAACUAUAGUGGCUCUCAGAAUGUUUCUCAAUUAAACAAUUAUCAAGGACCUGGGCAGACUCUCAAUAGACCACCAGCAGCACCUUUCUCUGGGUCACCAGUACAACAGACAGGUCCUGUUCCACAAGUACUGCUGCCUGCAUUGCAAAACUCAGCUGCUAUAUCAUCUGCUGGUAGCUUUCCUCCUGGAGCUAGCCCACCAGUGCUUUCAAACUGGCAGUACAGCCAGACUCCUGUGAGUCAGCCAGUUGGGUCUCAAACAAGCCAUUUGGCUCACGUGACGGGGACAGGGUCAGCUCAGCCACCGUCAUCAUUAUCAGGAAAUACAAAUCCUCCAGGAAAUUAUCAAUAUGCUGCUUCUCCGGGAGGUCCUCCGCUUCAGAACAGCUAUAUGAAGCCAGGAUCUGCACCUCCACCAGUGACUCAGCCUUUAACUCCACUCCACCCCCCUCCAAGGCCACCUUUAGGACCUCCGCCAGUUGGUGGUCCACCUUUAAUUAGGCCAUCAACACUGACAGCAGGACCACCUAAUGCACAGUCUCUGCUAAAUUCAGCUGCAAAUCGAGAAGGCGAUGCUACGUCUGCUGCCAGUGAUGGGUCUGUGGUGCAAAACAGCUAUGAUGCAAUCGAAGGUGGUGGCCUCAUGGCAACUCCACAUCCUUCUCCAGCACCCCCAAAUCUUAAGAUGAAUAGAAGUGUUGGGUAUUCUUACCCUACCUUACCUCCAGGCUACCAAAAUACUUCUCCACCUGGAGCACCAGGAAUGCAAGCAUCUGCUUUGCAAUAUCCAGAUGGAUCAAAACAUUUCCACCAGCCUGCCCUGGGCACUAAUCACUUAACUGCAUCUAUGGGUGGCCUGAGUCUACAGCAAGAAGGAUUAAGACCUGUGAAUCUUCUUCAAGAAAGAAAUAUUCUUCCUACGACCCUCUUGAAGGCUCCUGUCCCAAACUUGCAUGAAGACAUCCAGAAGCUCAAUUGUAACCCUGAGUUGUUCCGCUGUACCCUGACUAACAUUCCUCAAACUCAGGCCUUACUGAAUAAAGCCAAACUUCCUUUGGGGCUCCUGCUUCAUCCUUUCAAAGACUUAUCGCAAUUGCCAGUGGUCACUUCAAGUACUAUUGUGAGAUGCCGUUCCUGCCGGACAUACAUUAACCCUUUUGUCAGCUUUCUAGACCAAAGGAGAUGGAAAUGCAAUUUGUGCUAUAGAGUGAAUGAUGUUCCUGAAGAAUUCAUGUAUAAUCCUGUGACAAGAGUUUAUGGAGAGCCUCAUAAAAGACCUGAAGUCCAGAAUGCUACUAUUGAGUUUAUGGCUCCAUCUGAAUACAUGCUACGUCCACCUCAACCACCUGUGUACCUCUUUGUGUUUGAUGUCUCUCAUAAUGCAAUAGAGACAGGAUACUUGAAUACAGUCUGCCAGACCUUGUUAGACAAUCUUGACUUGCUUCCUGGGAACACUAGAACAAAAAUAGGCUUCAUAACAUUUGACAGCACAAUCCAUUUCUACAGUCUUCAGGAAGGUCUCUCUCAGCCUCAGAUGCUUAUAGUUUCAGAUAUUGAAGAUGUAUUUAUACCAAUGCCAGAAAACUUACUAGUAAAUUUAAAUGAAAAUAAAGAGCUAAUUCAAGAUCUGUUGAGGACCUUGCCACAGAUGUUUACCAAAUCCCUGGAAACUCAGAGUGCUCUGGGGCCUGCGUUACAGGCUGCCUUUAAACUGAUGUCCCCCACUGGAGGAAGAAUCUCUGUCUUCCAGACACAGCUUCCGUCGGUGGGAAUGGGAGCACUAAAGUCACGAGAAGAGCCAAACCAAAGAGCAGCCGCAAAGGACAUACAUCUGACACCAUCGACUGAUUUUUACAAGAAGUUAGCCUUGGACUGCUCAGGGCAACAGGUUGCAGUGGAUUUAUUUCUUCUUAGUGGACAAUAUGCUGACUUGGCUUCUCUAGGUUGUAUAUCAAGGUAUUCUGCAGGUAGUGUCUAUUACUACCAGUCUUACCAUCAUAAACACAACCCUGUCCAGGUGGAGAAAUUGCAAAAGGAACUGAAACGAUACUUAACUAGAAAGAUUGGGUUUGAGGCUGUCAUGAGGAUAAGAUGCACCAAAGGUCUUUCCAUUCAUACUUUCCAUGGGAACUUCUUCGUACGAUCUACAGACUUGUUGUCGUUACCCAACGUAAACCCAGAUGCAGGAUACGCUGUGCAAAUGUCAGUAGAAGAGAGUCUUACUGAUAUGCAAGUUGUUUCUUUUCAGUCAGCUCUCCUGUACACAUCCAGCAAAGGUGAAAGACGAAUUCGUGUCCACACUAUGUGCUUGCCUGUUGUAACGACACUGAGCGAUGUCUACCUAGGGGCAGAUGUACAAGCCAUCACUGGGCUGUUAGCCAAUAUGGCGGUGGAUCGAUCAGUUUCUGCUACCUUGAGUGAUGCUCGGGAUGCCUUGGUCAAUGCAGUGAUAGAUUCUUUAUCUGCUUACCGUUCAUCAGUCCUAAGCAUUCAACAACCUGGUCUCAUGGCCCCCCACUCACUACGGCUCUUUCCACUUUAUGUACUGGCACUCUUAAAACAGAAAGCAUUUCAAACUGGGACGAACGCACGUUUAGAUGAACGCAUUUUUACCAUGUGUCAAGUGAAAAACCAGCCCCUUGUUUACCUCAUGCUUAUGACACAUCCCAGUCUGUACAGAGUCGAUAAUCUCACAGAUGAGGGGGCUCUUAACAUAAAUGAUAGAACUAUACCUCAGCCACCCGUUCUCCAGCUGUCAGUGGAGAAGUUGAGUAGGGAUGGUGCUUACCUUAUGGAUGCUGGCUCUGUAAUGUUUCUGUGGAUUGGGAAGAACUGUGGGCAGAGCUUUAUCAGCCAAGUCCUUGGAGUUCCAAAUUAUGGCUCAAUACCGCAGAAUAUGACACAUCUCCCAGAACUUGAAACUGCAGAAUCCAUCAGAACAAUAGCUUUCAUUUCUUGGCUGAGAGAACAGAGACCUUUCUUUCCUAUACUAUAUAUAAUAAAGGACGACAGUCCAUUGAAAUCAAGUUUUCUGCAAAAUAUGAUUGAAGACAGAACAGAAUCAGCCUUAUCAUACUAUGAAUUCCUCCUUCAUAUACAGCAGCAAGUGAAUAAAUGAAACACUAGCCUUUGGCUCACUUUAAGGAAAGAUUUUGCAGUAAAGAACGAUUGUGCUUGUAAUAUCUUCAUUAAAUCUGUGGCCUGAGGCAGUUGAUGAGAAGUUCUCACUGUGAUUUCAACGAACUAGAGCAAAUAAAGGACCACAUCUGAGAAUCAAAUGUGCAACUACAUAAUAUUGUACCUUAAAAAAAAAAAAAAAAUCAAACUGUUGGAACUGGUUGAGCACCUUUAAUUUGCUGCAAAUCAUGUUUUUACUGUAAGUAGUUGCAGCAUGAAGUACAUUUACAAAGGCAAUACUGAAAAGGUGAAAUACAUUUUGUAAAAUAAAGAGUUCUUUGUUGUUCAAAAUGUAUAUUUCUGUAACUCUUUGCAUUUUUUUUUUUUUUUUGCUGCUAGAUAUAAAACCUCACAAUACUGAUCAUGAUUUGCAGGGAAAUUCUUUCUAAGUGCAUCCAGUGAUUACAGACAGAGCAUCUCAAUGUUCAACUUAAUGCUUAAAGUAGCAAUGAAACAACUGUUCAUUGAGAAAUGAACAAAUACUUACAAAGUGUAGAAUCCAGUGCUUGGAUUGGAUUAUGUCUUAACCAAGCUUAAGGUAAGCUUAACCUGGACAAGAUGGCUGAAUUUGUUAAAGCUUUUAAUAAGUCAGUAUUCUAAUUAAAAAAUAGUGGGGACGAGCGGGCCUUAUAUGAGACACAUUUUAAAAUGUGAGUGGCUGAGUCAGCAGCAGAAGUAGACUUAGGUAGAUGGCAGGCUUUUUUUUUCUUCAGUAAAAGGAAUAGUUUUAAUUUCAGUUUAUAAAUGGUGUGGGA
Messenger RNA from Gymnogyps californianus (California condor), 4129 nucleotides. It is a transcript of the gene SEC24A, whose product is annotated as SEC24 homolog A, COPII coat complex component. The coding region runs from base 4 to 3315 and encodes 1103 amino acids. Gene Ontology annotation, cellular component: endoplasmic reticulum exit site; COPII vesicle coat. Gene Ontology annotation, molecular function: SNARE binding; zinc ion binding. The transcript is spliced from 23 exons. Gene Ontology annotation, biological process: intracellular protein transport; endoplasmic reticulum to Golgi vesicle-mediated transport; COPII-coated vesicle cargo loading. The record is from RefSeq and is a predicted model, not a curated record. NCBI's taxonomy places the organism in Eukaryota, Metazoa, Chordata, Aves, Accipitriformes, Cathartidae.